This is a messenger RNA of Rhododendron vialii, 1933 nucleotides long. RefSeq lists its product as uncharacterized. The record is from RefSeq and is a predicted model, not a curated record. Lineage: Eukaryota; Viridiplantae; Streptophyta; Magnoliopsida; Ericales; Ericaceae. The transcript has 9 exons. Bases 275 to 1612 code for a protein of 445 amino acids. Gene Ontology annotation, molecular function: hydroxymethylglutaryl-CoA lyase activity. Gene Ontology annotation, biological process: ketone body biosynthetic process; L-leucine catabolic process.
UUCUCUUUUCAUAGGGAUCCUUGUAUUCAUUUUCCUUCUCUUUUCAUAGGGAUCCGAACAAGGGAGGAGGAAAAUAAUUUUCCCUUCCAAAUAAACAAAGCAUAUAUCUCUCUCACCCUUUCUUCCCUGCCCUUUCUUUAGAACUGCUCUUCAUUUAUCCAACCAAGCCCCAUUUCGCAAAAAUCUGGAACCUCUCUCUCUCUCUCUCCGAUAUUGGAAGCUAGACCUUGAACGGGACGCAAAUUGCAAACGAUCUCGUUUCACUGUUGGUUCAAUGCUGGCAGCUAAAACUUCACAUAAACUGUCAAGUUUAAGGUCUUUCUUGCCCCAUACAGUUGUUCCGAUAUCAUCAAGUUCGGAGGCAUUGGUUUCUGCUCCGUUGUUGAGAACCGGUGAUGAUAUACCUUGGAAGCCUACCUUUGGUGCAUUUUUAGGCAAAGUGAAUGAAAUAGAAACUGAAAAUGUAGUGCCUGAACGGGAGAGCCAUUGCCCAUUUCACCGAAUGGGUGAUAAGAAUUCAAGACAGGCAUCAGUAUGGGAAGGACAAAUAAGGAGUCUUCCCAGGGAACAUUUCUCAAAUCAAGCACUUGGAGUGGUUGGAACUUGCCCUUAUCCUUCAUUUACUACAAUUCCCCAUUUCAACUCUCAAUAUUAUGACCAUCAAAUGACAGGGGUAACAAAUAAGUUUCUGAGUUCCAUACCAAGAUAUGUGAAGAUAGUGGAAGUUGGUCCAAGGGAUGGAUUGCAAAAUGAGAAGGAGAUUGUACCUACUGCAGUAAAGGUUAAGUUGAUAGAGAUGCUAGUCUCUUCGGGGUUGCCUGUUGUUGAGGCUACUAGUUUCGUCUCUCCAAAAUGGGUACCACAGCUAGCAGAUGCAAAGGAUGUUAUUGAAGCAAUUCAGGGUCUUGAGGGAGCUAGGUUUCCUGUUCUAACUCCUAAUCUUAAAGGUUUUGAGGCAGCUGUUGCAGCUGGAGUUAAGGAAGUGGCCAUCUUUGCUGCAGCCUCAGAGUCCUUUUCAAAGUCAAACAUAAACUGUAGCAUUGAAGAUAGUCUUGCUCGAUAUCAUGAUGUUACUCUUUCUGCUAAAAACCUCUCAAUACCUGUCCGUGGGUAUAUAUCAUGUGUUGUUGGGUGCCCAGUUGAAGGAGCAGUAGCCCCAUCAAAAGUAGCAUAUGUAGCUAAAGAGCUCUUUGAAAUGGGAUGCUAUGAAAUUUCUCUCGGUGAUACGAUAGGGGUUGGUACUCCAGGUACUGUCAUUCCGAUGAUUAAAUCUGUUAUCGACGUUGUACCUGUAGAGAAGCUCGCUGUUCAUUUCCAUGACACGUAUGGGCAAGCUCUUUCUAAUAUUCUUGCAUCACUCCAAAUGGGGAUCAGCACUGUGGAUUCAUCUGUCUCUGGUCUUGGAGGUUGCCCGUAUGCAAAAGGUGCUUCUGGGAAUGUUGCCACAGAGGAUGUUGUAUACAUGCUAAACGGACUCGGAGUUGAGACCAAUGUGGAUCUCCAAAAGGUAAUUUUGGCAGGGGAUUUCAUCUGCAAACAUUUAGGCCGGUCCUCCGGUUCGAAGACUGCUGUUGCCUUUUGCAGAACCACAGCUCAUGUUUCCAAGUUAUAAUGAGCUACACAGGAGACAAAUUCAGUCACGGCUGGAUUGUUGCAUUGCUUAUUGCCUUAGAAAUAAGCUUGUUUGGUAGUUGCUUAAUUGCUUAUUGAAGAACUCCAACCACCAGAAUAAACAGACUGGUGGCCAAACAAGAAAGUUGAGAGUUGAGCUAGUAGUAUAUCAUUAUCUGGAACUAAACAAUAAAGUUUAUAGAGAGGGACAAAACAAUGUACUGCAUGCUCAGAGGUGCUUAGUGGAUGAGAACUAGUGAAGUUUUAUUUUUAUCAAUGACAAUGGAGUGUAAAAUCCUAUCUCUCAUCUUUAAAAAUCAAA